Molecule: messenger RNA, 1510 nt
Organism: Dothidotthia symphoricarpi CBS 119687
Lineage: Eukaryota; Fungi; Ascomycota; Dothideomycetes; Pleosporales; Dothidotthiaceae
Exons: 1
Coding region: 54-1268 (404 amino acids)
Molecular function (GO): protein binding
Source: RefSeq, a predicted model, not a curated record
AAUAUCAACCCUGACUGCGCUAAACCCAGUGCACCCAGAUCUCCUGCCCCACCAUGCCUCAUUCGCCACCAUCCAUCACUGCCCUCCCCGACGAACUCCUCCUAACCAUCGGCGCACACCUCGUCAAUCCAAACCAAAACUCCGACCUAGUCAGUCUAUCCUUAGUGUCCCGCCGCUGGCGCCCCAUCGCCCAGGAAUGGCUCCUCCGCGUCCCCCGCUUCAACCUCACCCACAUCCACACCUACAUGUGGGAGCUCUCGAACCACUCCCACAUCAUCCCGCUCAUUCACUCUCUGGACAUCUACAGCUCCAGUGAGAACCGCGUGCGGCACGCCCGCAACGGCCUCUCGAUCAAGGAGUACACCGCUAUUCGAUGUCCGGCGGCGCUGGCCCAGCGGAGCAUGUUCAUAGGGUUGUGCAUGCAGAACGUGUAUUUCUAUGCCGGCGGGGCGAGGGAGAAGUUGUACUGGGGUAUGGCGCUCAAUGAGGAUGUUGUUGCUGCACUGUUUGGCGUGCUGCUGUGCGUGUUGCCUGGACUGCAAGAGUUGAGGCUAGGAGGCGGCUGGUUGAUGGACUUCCCCUUCUUCAGCACCGUGCUGGCGUCAGAGUUCCAGGACCAUCGCUUCGAGCCCGAGGCGUGGCAGGAGCAUAGUUUCCUGGCUGGAGCGCUUGCCGUCGUGAGACCACGGUUACGUGUCCUGCACGUCCCGGCUGAAAUGACGGCGAUGCGGCGUUGCGCGCAUGUACGGACGUUUCUUGAUUUCCGCGCCUUCGACCAUCUGAGCGAGGUGGGCGUGACGAUGAUGGCGCUGCGGGACGGGCUCCUCCAGCUUCUCGACCCGAGACUCGUGUUCCCCCCCUCGUUGGAAAUCCUGCGCAUCAGCGAGGCGAUGUUCGACACGACGAAUUUCCUCCACGCUCUGUUUUCCGCUAAGAAAACUUCUCACCUCCCGCUGCUUCGCCGCGUCGAGGUCUACUACCUCUACCCCGUCGACACUGUGCAGCGCGCGGCUCUUCGUCGUCCCUGCCUAUCGCCCAUCGAGGAUGCGCAGCGCGAAUGCAAGGAUGCUGGCGUCGAGUUGCGUGUGUAUUUUCCGGGCUUCCAGCUGCAGACGUGGUUGAUUGGAGGGUCGCCGUGGAGUCUGAGGGAUCAGGGGCUGGAUGUGUUGAAGGCGGCGGAGCGGAAAGCGCAUAAUCUGCCCAUGGCGGAUGUUUGCUUUCCUGUGCUGGAGUGCGAGUGGGAUGCACAGGGGAAUGUGGUGUGGUGAUGAUGGCAGGUCUUUAGUGUGCGUUUUGGUUGGUCGAUUGGUCGGAGAUGGGCUUGUGGGUUGCUUUUGUGGCGAAUGUAUUGGGUAGGCGAUGUAAUGGAUUAUGUUGAUGGGACUUCUUGAGACGACUUCGAAUGUCGGUAACGCGCAGAGUUUGUCUGCGAAUAAGUUUCAUCGCGUAGAGGUAGAGGGAUGAUUGAGAUGCUGUUACUACAUCGUUAUCAAAAUCCUCCUUUUGCAAC